Paramecium sonneborni is the source of this 5098-nucleotide messenger RNA. NCBI's taxonomy places the organism in Eukaryota, Ciliophora, Oligohymenophorea, Peniculida, Parameciidae. The record is from the annotation of a GenBank genome assembly.
AUGGUUAACUUUUUAAUACUUCUUAUCUUUAGCAAAAUCAUAUUGUCAGCCCUCGUUGAAUAUGAAGGUAUUUAAUUUAAUCAUAACAUUAGGGAAUGAUCAAAAAUGGAAAGAAAUUAGUCCAUCUUAAAUUACACUUGACCCUCCUGCUUUAACAUUAAUUAAUUCUCCAUCACCUAUUUAAUCCAAUUGUCCACUAAUAUACUAAUCAAGUGCUAAAACCUUAAAUUUUAAAAUCAAUAUCAAUUAAGGUUACAUAAAAAUAAACUAUGUUUUUGAACUCCAUUUAUAAACAUCUUCUGGUACUUUUACAUUUAGUGCUAAUACUGUAAUUCUAGAAAAAAAAGAUUUUAUAAUUGAUGCUAGUGCACUUAAAUACAUUUGUUUAACAUCAAAAGAUUAUUAAGUUAAUAUGAAUAUUCAACAAAUACCAACUACAGAUUCUAAUUUAGUUAACUUUAAAAUGGAGUAUACACAUAUUGCUACAUAUUAUGUUACCAAUUUUAAAGUAUUUAUUUAAAUUUGUGAUGAUUAUUGUGAACACUGUGAUAUUUAAUUCUAAACAUGUCUAACUUGUAAAGUUAAUUUUGUCUUAGAAUUAAAUAAAUGUGUUUGUAAAUUAACUUUAAAUGGUGGAACAUGUUAAAAUAUACCUAUGGGUGGACUUCACUUUUACUAAUCAGAUUUUUAACCUUACAUAUCAAAAACUUAAGUUUUUUCAGAUGUAAAUGGUUAAUCUUAUGAAUUCUUUGCAGAUUAUAAUACAACUUUCAGAAGUAAAUAAAUUAAAAUAGAUGGAAUUAAUAUUGGAGGUUCAUUUAUUCAAAAUGAAUAUAUACAAUUUAACAUUAAUCAAGUGAUUACAACUCCAAGUGAUUUUACAAUAGAAUUUGUAAUUUACUGGUUAGGACCUCUAGAAUUGUUCAGUAAUAUUGAAGUGAAUGUAGAUGGACUUACUUUAGGAAGAAUAAUGAAUUUCGGAACUGUUGAUCUCAUUCAAUUUGUUUAAGGUAGUAUUUAUAAUAGACAAAUAUGCACAGUAAAUGGUUAUUCAUCAUGCUAUAGAUUUAAUCAUAUAAUAAAUUUAUUUUAAGUGGAUCAUUUAAAUACAAUACAAUUAAAAGGUCAUAUGAAUAUAACAAAUUCUAAAUCAGCAUGGGCAUUUAGUGAUUUUAAAAUUUCUAAGAUUUUUUGGUAAACAACAACUUGCACUAAUUUUUUAUAUAAUAAUGAAUGCAAAUUCACUUAAUGUCCAUCAUAUGCACCAUUAGUUGGUGUAAAUACUUGUAAAGAUUUACUAGAAACAUAUAAGUUUUCUUAAUAUUUAGUUAAACUAUUCUAUGAUUAUGGAAGUACAUUUUUUUAUAAUGCAUCUUCUCCAUUCCAAAAAGGUUUUAAUUCAAAUAUUCCUUAAAUCUAUAAAGAGAAGUUUAUAUUUGGAGGAUAUUAAGUUUGGUAAACGGAUUAUUUUGAAAUGGUUUUAUAAUGCAACCCACAUUAUAAAGCCAGAUUAUUUGUGAAAUUGUUACUUAUUGACUUUGGUAUUAAUAAUUAAAACAAUGCGAAUGUUUAUUUCGAUUCAAUUUAUAAAUUAUAUAAUUGGUAAAAUUCAGUAUAAGUUCCUGGUAUUGAUGAAAAAGGAGAUAUAUUAAUUCAAGAUUACUUAGUAACAAUAAGUACAACAGAUUUUGAAGUUAAUCAUAAUGAUUAAGAAUUAUUAGUUUCAUUUAAUUGUAAUGCAUUUAAUAGUGGAUAUUGUGCAUUGUAUGAUUUCUUUGUACUAAUAGCUCUCUGUCCCAUAAAUUGUUUAAGAUGUUCUGAUAGUUCAACUUGUUUAGAAAUGAAGUAAGAUUGGCCAAUAUUACCGAUAUAUUAUGAUUGUCCAUAUGGUAAGUUUUUGAAAUAAGCAUAAUGUAGGGAUUGUAUUAAAGGUUGUAAGGUAUGUAGUAAUAGCAAUACAUGUGAUUAAUGUUUUGAUGAUUACAUAUAUUACAACAAAUAAUGUUUUUGUAAUAUUAAUGGAUUGUCAUCUGGAGAAUGUUCAUAUAAUUGUCAUCCGAUGUGUUAAACAUGCACAUAUAAUAUAUCUGAAGAUAGAAAAUACGAUUUAAGAACAUUUAAUAGAAAGUGGAGUGGUUCAUUAUCAUGUUUUACUUGCGAUUCCAGUAAAGGUAAAGUGAUGAAUAUGGAAUCCUGUGAAUGUAAAGAAGGAUUUUAUUUAAAUGAGAAAUAUGAAUGUUUACUAUGUCAUGGAACAUGCAAAAAUUGUUUACUUUCAGGAUAAUAUUGUACAGAAUGUUAUGUAGAAUAAAAUAGAAUAUUAGAGUCUUAGAAAUGUAAAUGCUAAUAAGGUUAUUUUGAAUUAAGUUAAUCAUAUACUUGUAUUAAAUGUGCAGAUCAAUGUAAAACUUGUGAAUUUUUUGAAACAUAUUGCACAAGCUGUUUUGUAUCUUAAAAGAGAAGUUUGAAAAAGAAUGUUUGUGUUUGUUAAUUAGGUCAUUAUUAAUAGAAUGAUAAUAUAAUUUGUUAAGAAUGUGAUGGGCAUUGUGAAUAUUGUUCAGAUUAUGCUUUAUGCACAUCUUGUUAUGAUAUUUAAUAUAGAUAGUUAUAAGUUGAUAAAUGUAUUUGUUAGAGUGGAUAUUAUGAAGGUGUAAGUUUGGUUUGUCAAAAAUGUUUUUAGAGUUGUGCUGAGUGUAAUAAUUCAAAUGAAUUCAAUAAAUGUUCUAAAUGUCCAAAGAGUAGGAUUAGAUCUAAUGUAUAUUUAAAUGAAUUUGAGUGUUUAUGUAAAGUUGGUUAUUAUGAGAAUAAUGAAUUAGAAUGUAUAGAUUGUAGUACAUAUGUAUAUCCUCCAAAAACUCAUUAUUGUUAUUCAUAAUGCGGUGAUUCUAUAAUUUAAUGGAAUGAAUAAUGUGAUGAUGGUAAUUUAGAAGCUAGAGAUGGUUGUAAUUAAUGUUAAUUAUCAAAUAAUAAAUGUAUUAAUGAGAUUUGUUUAAAAUGUUUAUUAGGAGAUUGUUAAUAAUGUAUAGAUGGAUAUUAUUUGGAUAAUGAUUUUAGUUGUAAAAUAUGUUCUGCUCAUUGUAAAACAUGCAUAUAAUCUGAGAAUAAAUGUGUAGAAUGUAAAUUUUAGACAGAUAAGAAAGAAUGUAUAACUUGUAUUGCUUCUGCUGGAUAUACAAUAAUUGAUAAUGAAUGUGUUACUAUAUGUGGAGAUGGAAUAAGAACAACUUAAGAAUAAUGUGACGAUGGUAAUAGUGAUAAUGGAGAUGGAUGUUCAUCUUAUUGUACAGUUGAAGAUGGUUAUAUAUGCAAUUAAAUAUGUAUAAAAAUAGAUUAUGUUGAUAUCAUAUUGACCCCAUCUAAAUUUGAUUAAAUUUAUUCUUCUUCUAGAAUUAUUUAAUUAACUUUUGAUCAACCUGUUAAUAUUACUAAAACACCAUUAAAAGAUUCUAUUACUCUAAUUACUCCUAUUUAAAACUGCUUAUUUGUACUUGAUGAAAUUAAAGAUACUACAUCUUACAUAGAAGAAUUUAAUUUAGUAAGUAUUUCAAUACAAAUCCAUCUUAAUUAAACUCAUAAUACGCCUCAAAUUACAGUUAUUAUUAAAAAUGAUACUGAUGUAAUAUCUAAGGAUAAUUUCUCCUUUAAAUCUAGAAAUUAAACUAUUACAUUAUUAUAAUAUUAAUCUCCAAGUGAUUCUGAAAUUAGUAGCACAGAAAAUCUUAUUAAAUUUAACUCAUAUAUUUUAUAUUUGUUAAUUGGUUUUGCCAUAUUAGCCUUUUUAUUUGGAGGAUUAGAUAUCUUUUGGAAUCUUUUAGAUACUUUAUAAAUAUUAUCAUAUCUUAAAUAUUUAAAUGUAGCAUAUCCAUAUAAUCUAGAUGCUUAUUUUCAAUUAUUUGGAUUUGCUGAAUUUGAUUUCCUUAAAUCUAAUUUUAGUAUUGAAGAUCUCUUAUCUUCAUCUAUUGAAGUAUAAGAUCCUGCACUCAAAUUUAAAUAAGAAGGAUAUACAUCUGUUUUUUUAAUCAAUAUUAUUUCUAUUUUUAUUGUAAUUGCUACAACUAUUGCAACAUAUAUAUUGUUUCAUAUCAUCUUUUAUUGCAUUUAUCAUUAUGCCAAUUCAAUUACUACAUAAUAAUAAUCAAUUCAUAACAAUUAAUCUUCUGAUGAACCAAAUGUUAUUCUAUUCUUGUGUUUUAAAUUAACUAGAAAUAUGCAGAAAUAUUUCUACAAUCUUAAAAUUUAAUAUAAGACUGCUAUUUUACGUACUUUUUUAACUAUUUCUUAUGAUUUGAAUUUAGCUAUCUUUUUAUAACUUAUUGCUUAUACUACUACUUCAUUAAUACUUGGAUUAAGUAGUCUUUUAGCACUUUUAUUCCUUCUUUUAUAAGCCUUUUUCAUAUAUUUUGCUAUUAUAAUUAUGAGCAAUAAACCAUUUUAUUUUUAAUUAACAGAAGCAUAAUUAAAAUAUGGUGCUUUAUAUGAAGGAAUUGUAUUAGACAGAAAUCCUUUUAGUCUCUAUUAUAAUAUUAUACUUUUUACAAAAAAACUAUUAUUUAUGUUUUGUUUAGUUUUCAUGUACGAUUACCCUUUAUUUCAAAUAGGAUUUGUAUCUUUAUUAAAUGCUUCAUUCUUUAGUUACAUAAUAUAUAAUAAACCAUUUAUUGAUAAAUCAGAAUAUUAUAAAUAAAUAAUAACUGAAAUUCUAUUAUGGUUAGCCUUAUUGUUUAUAUUACUAAUUGGUUUUGCAUAGUAAAGUGAUUCAUUUACAUAUUAAACUUAUAUAAAAAUAGCCUGGAUUAUUAUUACAAUACUAACACUCUUAAUUUUUAUAUAAUUGAUUAUUGAUAUAAGAUAACAUAUAAUAUUUCUAUUAGAAAAAUAUGAGAUUCUUAGAAUCUUAGUAAACAAAAUUAAAUCAUUGCAUAUAGCUAUUUUUUCAAGAUAAUAAUCUAUUAGUCAUGAUGAAUCUUAAAGUCUUGUUGGUUCUAGUAGUAGAGCUAGAUUAAAACAUAAUAACAGCAAAAAUACAUUAAAUCAUCAAAUUUCAUAAAAAUAAGUCAGAAAAUUGGUUACUUUUAGAAUAAAUGAUUCAAUUUUUUGA